This is a messenger RNA of Dama dama (fallow deer), 4485 nucleotides long. RefSeq names its product lunapark, ER junction formation factor (gene LNPK). The coding region runs from base 210 to 1496 and encodes 428 amino acids. NCBI's taxonomy places the organism in Eukaryota, Metazoa, Chordata, Mammalia, Artiodactyla, Cervidae. The record is from RefSeq and is a predicted model, not a curated record. Gene Ontology annotation, biological process: endoplasmic reticulum tubular network organization. Gene Ontology annotation, cellular component: endoplasmic reticulum tubular network. The transcript has 14 exons.
CCGGGCUCAUCGCUCUGUCACUGGCUGCUGCUGUCCGCUCCGGAGGCGGACUGCGCGGUGGUGGCCGAAACUGGCCGAGGUGGACGCCAGCGCCGGGCUUUGCCCGUUUCUCCUUGAAGCUGAUUUACAAUAUCAUAUAAAUUGCAGCUGUGAAUUCCUUUGGACAACUGAUGAUAUUUAUUAUUGUGCCCAGUUUCUACAAAUGAAAAAUGGGUGGAUUAUUUUCUCGAUGGAGGACGAAACCUUCCACUGUAGAGGUUCUGGAAAAUAUAGAUAAGGAAAUCCAAGCGUUGGAAGAAUUUAGGGAAAAAAAUCAGAGAUUACAAAAAUUAUGGGUUGGAAGAUUAAUUUUGUACUCUUCAGUCCUCUAUCUGUUUACAUGUUUAAUUGUAUACUUAUGGUAUCUUCCGGAUGAACUUACAGCAAGACUUGCCAUGACACUCCCAUUUUUUGCUUUUCCGUUAAUCAUCUGGAGCAUAAGAACAGUGCUUAUUUUCUUCUUUUCCAAGAGAACAGAAAGAAAUAAUGAAGCAUUGGAUGAUUUAAAAUCCCAGAAGAAAAAAAUACUUGAAGAAGUCAUGGAGAAAGAAACUUAUAAAACAGCUAAAGUAAUUCUUGAAAGGUUUGAUCCAGAUUCAAAGAAAGCAAAGGAGUUUGAGCCACCAUCUGCUGGAGCAACUGCAACUCCCAGACCUGGACAAGAGAUUCGUCAGCGAACUGCUGCUCAAAGAAACCUUUCUCCAACACCAGCAGGCUCCAGCCAGGGCCCUCCUCCGCAAAUUCCAGUUUCUCCUGGACCACCAAAGGACACUUCAGCCCCUGGUGGACCCCCAGAAAGAACUGUUACUCCAGCCUUAUCAUCAAAUGUGUUACCAAGACGUUUUGGAUCCCCUGCUACUUCAGUGCCUGGAAUGGGUCUUCAUCCUCCGGGUCCACCUUUAGCAAGACCCAUUCUGCCUCGAGAACGAGGUGCUCUGGAUAGAAUUGUUGAAUAUUUAGUUGGUGAUGGUCCGCAGAACAGGUAUGCUCUUAUAUGUCAGCAGUGUUUUUCUCACAAUGGCAUGGCUUUGAAAGAAGAAUUUGAGUACAUUGCUUUUCGUUGUGCCUACUGUUUUUUCUUGAAUCCUGCAAGAAAAACCAGACCCCAGGCUCCAAGACUUCCAGAAUUUAGUUUUGAAAAGAGGCAGGCAUUGGAAGGCUCAAGUACACUUGGCGCCUUGCCCUCAGGAAGCGUAAUUUCAUCAGAGGACCAGAUCAAUGAAGAAUCUUUAGAAGAACAAGAUGUUCUAGAUAAUAGUACAGAACAGACAGAUGGCAAAAUACCAGAUACGGAGCAGACAAACCCAGUGAUUGAACAAGCAUCUGGCAUAGAGGAACCAGAGGAGAAACAAGAGACCGAGAAUGAGGAAACCUCAGUGAGUGAGGACAAGCCAACAGUUCCCAGAGCUGAUGCUGUUCCUGAUCCUGGACUAAGUGGAGAAUCUUUGACAAUGUAGUAGAUGCUUCCGUGUGCCUUCAGCUGGACAUUUGUAGUCUUGCUGAUGUCAGUUAUUGCUUUUUUAGGUGGUGCUUUCUUUUUUUGCCCCUUCAAAGACAUGCUUGGUAUCGUUUGAAUUUCAGAUUGCCUAGCUAUUUCAUAUAUCAAAGUUAUGUCUACUCGGUAUUAAAAGUAAAAGCACGUGGUGUCAGUAAAGUAAAAUCCUUUUGAAUGUACAGAAACCCACACUGUUUAGGCAACGUUUAGGUAUUUUUUUCUGUUCUAAAAGUAAACAAAUAUAAGAGAAGUUUUGUUUUCUACUUGUGACCUGUAAAUACAUUUGGCAUAGGAAGAACUUUGGUUAGGAAAAAGUUCUAAUAGCAUUUGUUUUAAGGAAUGAAACUCAAUUAAGAUUUUUAAUACUUCCUUAUUAAAAUGGAUAGAAUUUUAACUCUUGAGAUAUUUGCCAGGGGGUAAAAUAUCUAUUUAGGCAUUUACAUUAAGAGGUAUGAAAGUUACUACAGUAACAAUAUAGGCAUUUGUGUGAAUUCUUAGUAAGAAUGCAGUUGAACAGUCAAGUGCAGUGUUACUUUUGAUGUCUCUUAUUUUGCAGCUGGGCCAGAGGUACCUGAUGUAUAUAAUUAGCUUAUGUUUACAUAUUAACAUAUAGGAAAUAUCUCUGCAUUUGACUGUACUUGAAUUUUGAACAUUAUUUAUAUUUGUAAAAUAAUGAUAUUAUAAGUGAAUUUUGUGCUCUUAUGUGUAUUUUGUUAAGGAAAAUAAAGAUGAUCUGGCAGCAGUUUCUUUUUGUUAAAUAUCUAGACUUCUUCAGACAAUGAUGAGAUAGCUACCUGAAAAGUCUUAGUAGGAAGAGCUCACAAUUCAGUAAAUGUAUAGAUUAUGCUGAGAAAAAUUAUGAUCUUUUUUUCAAAUUUUACCUUUCAAGUUCAGAGAAUUAGUGACAUUUAGAGGUUCUAAUCAGAGGUUAGAUUUUUUUGAUUCAGGAAAACCUUAGACCAUUUGUAGUUUUUAAUUUUGAGAGACAUAGUUUUGUGAGAUUAGGCAGUUAAUUACUAGUAGUUCAUUGGACUUAAUAUGUGUAUUAAGGAUUAACUGUCAGUUUUUUGGACCCAGAAUAGUAAUUCUUGUUGUUAUCUUUUCUAUCUUCUUUUUAUCUAUUACUAAGAAAAAACUAUCAAGUUAUGCCAAAGGAAGGAAUAUAUAGGAAUGGUGUAUAUGGCAAGUAUUUCUAAGUUAUAUAUGGUUUGUUAAAAAUUAAAUAAAAUACCAUUUGUUAUCAUUUAAAAAUUCAUCUUUAUGAUUUAAUAUCUCAUAUAUGAUAGGGUUUUUUAAGGAACCCAAAUCUGUUAAUGGUCUGAGAGUUUUUAAGAUUAUAGGAUUGGGCUAGCUCUGCAGUCUUGGGCAAGUCACCUGACCUCACUGAGGUCAUGUUUUUUCAUUUUAAAAUUGAAAGAAUACCUACUUUUUGGAGUAUGAGGACAAUAAAAAGUAAUUUAUGUAGUGGGCCUAGCUGACUGUCUGACAAUAGAUAUUAAGUGGUAGCAUUGUAUACUCUUGAUGUCUUUGUGAAAUAUGGAAGGGCUCUGAAUUCUCCUUCUUGAAGAUAAAGAAAUGAAAAAACAAUAUGAAAUAUAAUUUGGCUGUUCAGAAUCAAGCCAAAGUUUUCUGCAUCAGGUUUUCUUUAUCAUAUACAUGUAUAUAAAUGCAUAGAUUAAGGAAAUAGGAACCUGAAACUGUGGAAUAUAAUAAUACUACAGAAUAUAGUCUCCUUUUUUUCUUUUUUGAUGAAGCCCAUCAGUUUUUUUGGUGUGUGUGUUAUUGGCCCAUAACAAUUUAGUAACACUUUGCGGAGUCUUCUUGUUAUAAAACAUUCAAAUUCUGAAAAAUGAGUAAUCUCAGAUUAAUCUCAGUAAUCUCAGAUAAUCUCAAAUUAAAUUAUAUUUUAAUUUAGUGAUAGAAUUAAGUAGAUAUCAGAAGUAUCUAUGGAAGAAGGUUAAAAUAGGUAAAUUAAUGUAACGGGUAACAUGCUGUAAUCAUGUAGUACCUAUUAAAAUAGAAAAGUUUCUUCUGAUAUUGUAAUAAACAGUUAAUGGUUGAGGAGUGGUAUAAUGUCCUAUUUCUGAUUAUUAAGACUAGUAUAAAUGAGGAAAAGCAAACUAAUCAGUGCUGUUAGCUAGAGUAACCUUCACUUCCCUACUUACUAAUGCUCAACAGGUCAUCAUCUAAACUUCUCACUAUGCCCUGAGCAUAAUCUGCAAACAUGUCUGGCUUUUCUCUCCAUCUCUCUUCCACCAUUAUGCUGUAGCCUUAGGGUGUCUUUCAAUUUUCUGACUGAGCUAAACCCUUUCCCACCUUAGGUCUCAGUUUAAAUGUUCUUUCCUCAGAGAGAUGCCCUCCCAAGCUCCGUACCUAAAGCUGGUCUCUGCCUUUUAUUCGAUCCUGUCACUCUAUCUGUUAUUACAAUCUGUGAGUAUUUUGUCUGUAUAUUAGUUUACUGUAUUUCUUCAAGACUUAAGAGUCUUUGUUUGCAAGGUUCUGUCUUAUUUACCUUUGUAUCUCCAGAGCCUGGCACAAUGUUUGACACAUUUAUUAUUUAUUAUGUGAAUGAAUAGCUUUGUUGCUAAAUCCAGCAAAAACUCAGUUCUUACCUUAUUCCAUUGACACUCUUGGGUGCUCCCUUUAGUUUGAAACACUUUUUUUCUUUUAGCUUUUAAGUUCUGACACUAUUUUUCUCUUAUUCCUCUGCCCCUUUUCUCUCAGUGUCCUUUGCAGGUUUCUCUUCCUCUGCCCAUCAUUUACAUGUUGGUGUUUCACCUUUCUACCUUGUCAGCAUUUCUUUGCUCUAUGUCUUCUCUCUCUAAAGGCUCUCAUCAACCCCCAUGGACUUAAUUACCAUCUGUCUCUCUCAUUCUCUGAUCUUCAGCCUUGAUCUCUUUCCUUCACUUCAGAGUGAUAGAUACACCUGCCUACUGGAAUCUCCCAAUCAA